CUCAACAAAAUCUCAAUAUUAUAAUUUCGAUACUUUUUCUUAAUGAAAAAGAGAUACUAUACCAGAAGAAAAACCAAGAUUUUUGUGGGAAAAUUUUCCUCUUUUCUGUAACCAAAAAAAAGAACAUCAGCUAUAGGGGCUCAUGGUUUUCUUAAAUGUUGUAUAAAAAGUGAAAAAAAUAGUACAAUUCAAGGUGUUGUGGGCUUUUUAUGUUUGAAAAUGGGCACAAAAAUUGUGUAGAAGACGUAUGCACCACAUAAAAAAUGAUGUGUGGAAGACCUAUCAGCAUCAAGAGGCCCAAGUCGUAGCCCCGUUAGUUACAGAUGACAAAAGUGGAAUUAGGUGGAAUGGAAGCCGUCCAACACUCCCAACUCCUGUCCGAAUGUGGUACAAAAGCUUUGAAAGUUGAAAUUUUUCUUUGCGGCAAUAAAGCAAGCACAUAAUAGCCAAAGAGCCAUAGCCCACCAGGUCCACUACGUUCUUCAAAGUGCAAACUCCCAACCCAAGCAGGCACUUAACAGAGGCAGUCCCGUGAGUCACCAGUGUCUGCUUUCUACUUUCCACUUCCUACUUCCUACCAUCUCUCCCUUUCUCUUUCUCUUUUUAGUUUGCUUUCUAGUUUUUCAUCUCUGGGUGAGCAGGCUUGUGAUAAAAAUUUACUGCUUUGAAGCUCUCCUCAACAUGCAAAGCAUCAGAAGUGCCAUCUUGAGGCAUGUGAGCAUGAGGGAGUCAACUGGAGAAUGGAGCUUUUUCACUUGCGGAGGAAACAUGUUCAAGCUACUCAGACACCAGAUAUGUACAUCAACAGGUGCUAGCAAUGCUCAAAUAAUGGAUCGAGUGAUUGGAUUGGUUAAGAAGUACGAUAAAAUCGAUGCCAGUAAGGUAACUGAAACAGCUGAUUUUCAAAAAGAUUUGUGCCUGGAUAGCUUAGAUAGGGUUGAGCUUGUUAUGGCAUUCGAGGAAGAAUUCUCCUUUGAAAUCCCAGAUGAGAAAGCAGAUAAGCUUACUUGCUGUGCUGAUGUUGCAAAAUACAUAGUUUCUAGAUCAGGGUCAGACAUUACAAAGUCCUGACUGUUUUGGAUGCUUUCAGGUCCCUCUUGAAGAAUGUAUUUGUCAUUAUGAAGUAUGUGUGUGAAUUUGUGUGUCAGUUGACCUUGAGGUUGCUUUAUGGUUGCCAAAUAUGUAAAGGGAUACUCCUUGAGCAUCGCGUUUGUGCCAUGUUUUGAUUGUUUCAUUUCAACCUUGAAAUAACUCGUUUAAUACAUGUAAGUUUAUUUGAUUCUGACAACUCAAAAGCUCGAUAUAGGACAAAAUAUUGUUAUGUA
Theobroma cacao (cacao) is the source of this 1325-nucleotide messenger RNA. It is a transcript of the gene MTACP3, whose product is annotated as mitochondrial acyl carrier protein 3. Gene Ontology annotation, cellular component: mitochondrion. The record is from RefSeq and is a predicted model, not a curated record. Gene Ontology annotation, biological process: fatty acid biosynthetic process. Lineage: Eukaryota; Viridiplantae; Streptophyta; Magnoliopsida; Malvales; Malvaceae. Gene Ontology annotation, molecular function: acyl binding; acyl carrier activity.